Molecule: messenger RNA, 1822 nt
Organism: Suncus etruscus (white-toothed pygmy shrew)
Lineage: Eukaryota; Metazoa; Chordata; Mammalia; Eulipotyphla; Soricidae
Gene: METTL25B
Product: methyltransferase like 25B
Exons: 8
Coding region: 197-1624 (475 amino acids)
Biological process (GO): rRNA modification
Molecular function (GO): rRNA (adenine-N6,N6-)-dimethyltransferase activity
Source: RefSeq, a predicted model, not a curated record
UGCACCGCUGACCCGCCCCCGGGAGUCGCGCGCGCCCUUCCCCGGCUCUGUGACGUCAUUUCUUCUGCGCCCGGCUGGUCGCAGCUUGUGACGUCAUGAGCGCGCCCAGCCUAGUCCACUGCUGGGCUAGAACCUGCGGAGUUUGGGUCUUCCCCACGCUGAGUGCAUCUGGCUCCGCGCGCGAGCCGCUGCUGGGAUGCCGGGCAUCUCCGCCAAGGGGCUCUCUCACGAGGAGAGGAGGCAGCUGGCUGUGAACCUCACCCGUGUCCUGGCGCUCUACCGCCGCAUCCUGGACGCCUACAUCAUCGAAUUUUUCACGGACAACCUGUGGGGUACCCUCCCUUACUCGUGGCAGGAAGCACUGGAUGGACUGACGCCGCCGCAGCUCGCCACCCUGCUGCUGGGGAUGCCAGAAAAUGAGGCUUUGGUCAGGUACAGGUCAGUGUGGCCACUCACCCUUUUGGCCCUGAAGGCCACAGCCAGUGCCUUGGCCUUUACCCGGACCCCUGGAUUUGACGCCCCCUCUGAGUUCCGGGAGAACCACAGCCAGAGCUCCCGACUGACAGCACCGUUCCGGAAGCAUGUCAGGCCCAAGAAGCAGCAUGAGAUCCGGAGGUUUGGAGAGUUGGUGAAGAAACUGAGUGACCUCACAGGCUGCACACAAGUUGUAGACGUAGGUUCAGGCCAGGGCCACCUCUCCCGCUUCAUGGCCUUGGGUCUGGGGCUGAUGGUAAAGAGCAUUGAAGGUGACCAGAGACUGGUGGAGAGAGCCCAGCGUCUGGACCAAGAGCUACUGCAGGUUCUGCAGAAAGAGGAGAGGCGGAAGAUGCAGACAGUGCACUCUGGCCCUCGCCUCUGUCCCCACCAUGUAGUUAGGUGGGUGGACCCCUCAGCCCUAUGUGAUGAGCUGCUGAAACCUCUGGAAACUUCCCCUCCAAGUGAGGCCCGCUUGCUACUGACAGGCCUCCAUGCGUGUGGAGACCUAAGCGUGGCCUUGCUGCGACAUUUCUCCAGUUGCCCAGACGUGGUGGCCCUGGCCUCCGUGGGCUGCUGCUACAUGAAACUGAGUGAGCCUGAUGGCUACCCACUGAGCCAGUGGGUGGCGGGUUUGGCUGGCUCUGAGCUGCCCUACCGGCUUCGAGAGGGGGCUUGCCAUGCCCUAGAGGAAUAUACUGAGCGGCUGCAGAGAGCAGGCCCUGGAUUGCGAACCCACUGCUACCGGGCAACCCUGGAGGUGGUCAUCCGCCAGGCGCAACCCAAUCUUCGGCGGCCUGGCGUGCAAGGGAUUCCCAGAGUCCACGAGCUCAAGAUUGAAGAAUACGUGCAGCGGGGGCUACAGCGGGUGGGGCUGGAUCCCCAGCUGCCACUGAGUCUGGCCACCCUUCAGGCCCACCAGGCCCAAGAGAAUCGUGUAGUAGCUUUCUUCAGCCUGGCCCUGCUGCUGGCCCCGCUGGUGGAGACCCUCAUUCUGCUGGACCGCCUGCUUUACCUUCAGGAACAGGGCUUCUAUGCUGAGCUCCUGCCCAUCUUUAGCCCGGAACUCUCCCCCAGAAACCUGGUUCUGGUGGCCACCAAGAGGCCGCUGGGUCAGGCCUUCUCUGUUCUGGAGACUGAAGACAGCUAAGACGGCCAGAGGAAGGCACAUCUCAGUCCCCUGUAAAAAAAAAAAAAAAAAAAAAUAGCUUGGCACCAUGGCAGAUGAAAGUGGGAGUUGCCCACCCCAAUGCUGCUUCUACUUGGCCUUCAGCUCUGUGUACUGUUUCUCUCUUCGUGUGUUCUUUGAUGUAAAGUAUUUUAAUUUAUUAAAGAGGAAGUCAUUCUU